Messenger RNA from Paraphaeosphaeria sporulosa, 3007 nucleotides. RefSeq lists its product as uncharacterized. The record is from RefSeq and is a predicted model, not a curated record. Gene Ontology annotation, biological process: ubiquitin-dependent protein catabolic process; protein ubiquitination. Lineage: Eukaryota; Fungi; Ascomycota; Dothideomycetes; Pleosporales; Didymosphaeriaceae. Gene Ontology annotation, molecular function: ubiquitin protein ligase activity. The transcript has 3 exons. Bases 173 to 2908 code for a protein of 911 amino acids.
AACCCCCAAGCAGCGUGAUUCAGAGAUCCCUCUGGGCACAACCGCUUACCGUACUGCUUGCGCUUUCCCGCCGGCAGUCAUGCUCCACGUUCGCUAGACACGAAGAGUAGCCUUGUGCGACCAAAGCUCGUUUUGUCUAACAAAGCGCUUCCGACGCGGCAGGCCGGGAACAAUGGAACAACAAGCGGCUUUCGCAAACGUGAGCUCGUUCCUGCCCUCGCCGGCGGACCUGCUCAUGGCCGUACCGCGCCUACUGUCCAGAGCAGGUGCGCUCGGCGAGCACAUAGACAGCGUCUUUGGCAAGAUUCGGACAGGCGGCAGCAUCAUCGCCGAACCGACCGCCAAUCUCACCAACGCGACCGCCGCGACGACAUCGGGCACAUUUGUUCAGGAGUCUAUCGCGGCCGCUACAAACGCAGGCUUGGCAUUCCAGGAAGACAUGAACUUCUUCCAGGCGCUGAAGAACGUGGGCUCGUUCUUCAGCUACAUCACGUCCAAGUGGGCUAUAGCAACCUUCUCCAUUGCCAUUAUUCUCAACCGUACAUACUUCUACGCUUCGAGCCGAGUUCCCCUCUCGUUCGACCGACUCCACCUGCGCUUUGCACUCUACCUUAUCCCGCUGCUCCUGUUCGCAUACCGCAUACAGAAUGUGCUUCGAGCUAUCCGCUGCCAGACAAAUCCGGGUUGGACAGACCUACAAUACGGGCCUGCAGGGCGACAGUUAGACACCGAUUUCGCCGGCGACGGUGGCUAUCUCUGGCGAGCAAGUUCAGCUGCACUCUUCUGGGAAGAUGUGGAGCAGUCUUGCAGGGCAGUCAACAUGCUCCCGCUCGCGCCAGAUGCGACACGACCGGCUGGCUCUCUGGCACUAUUGUGGCCCUUGUUCAUCUCGCUCGGGUUCGGUCAAUUCGUCGAGACAUUAGCAUGUGCUCUCCAGGGACGUCACCCGGUCCCAGAGGUGGGCAUGACUAUCUUCGAACAUUCAUUGGCCUUCGCAGAGGCAGAAGCAGUGGUAUCUCGACCGUUCGCCCUGGAUUCUAGUCGUUUUUUCAAGCCGCAAACAGUCUUUACCCCUGAUUCCACCAAACUCACACUGGCUCGGUCGACCAUAUCCGCAUUUGCAAACGUCCCCCCAGAAGUGCUAUUGAUAUCAUUGAUCUCUAGCGUCAGCCAUUUUACAAGCAAUUUCCUUGCUAUCAUUGGGUACCGCGCUCGAUUUCGACUCGUGACCACAGGCAUAUGGGGCGCUGCUUAUAUGGCCACCUUCACUUGGAGUCUGAUCCGAUUUGUAACGAAUGGAUUUGAUUCCGGCGGCCAUGUCGGCAUCUUGAGAUUCCCUACGGUUUGCAUGGUUGGCUUCAUUCCACAUCUUGUUAUUAUUGCCGGCAUUUUAUGCUGUGGCGUCAUUUAUCUGCUCGCACUGGGAAUUACUGUCCUGAACCCUCCGCCUGGACAGCCCAAUGCGACUUGGCGCGAGCGACUUUCGACAGCCUAUGGAAAUCUCCAUGCUAAUAUACACCUCUCUGCGAUAACCCCGCUGAGUGUCAGCUGGAGCGAGGACUUCUAUACUGCUGUACUGAAGGUCGGGCUCACUGUCCUAACCGCCGCGAGCGAGGCAGUCUUCUUGAACGAAGCUAUGCGUGUCAACGUGCACUCAUCGACUUGGUUAGAGCGAAAGAGGUAUUACGAAGCGACGACUCGCCGCAGACUCCCGGGAGAAAGGAUACAUAAUGGAGCUGGAGCGAACGCUCAACUGACCUCCGGAUAUGCGCAGGAGAGAAAGACCAAAGGCAUGGAUGCGUCCUUACCCGAUACUGAUGUAGGAUCGGGACAGGGUAUCCAAGCCGGUGGAGUCCAACACCGGCAAAAUCGAUGGUGGCCGACUCUUCGCUUCCUCCAAGGCAUUGUGGCGCUUUUGCUAUAUGUGCAAGCCAGGCUAGUGAUGGCCAUCAUGCAGAAGCUUCACAUCACCUGGCGACCUCGGUUGCUUACUCAUCUCUCUCAAAUGCGGAUACAUGAAGAAGCUCAGCGUCGACAUGGCGUUGCACGGUCGGAGCGAGAGUCAUGGCUCGAUGACAACGACAUCGGCGGGGGCAGAAUUCGAACACGGCGAGACGUCCCGUUCGACGUGGAAACGUUCACGCGAGAGAAAUGGCAGAGAAACGGCAUGUUGCAUGAGCGAGACUCUGAAGAGCGCAUAUCCAACCACCUUUACGACUGGUGGAAACGCGGCGGUAAGUGGGGCGACAUCGACGCGAGCGGCGAUUAUGUUCCAUCGCCUGCUGAUGAGGAUGACACUACAAGUGUCAUCUCAUUUUCGACCACAUCAGAUGCCAAUGAGUGGUCGGAUACGGAAGAUGAGGGACAGCGAACGCCGACACAGACGUCUUAUCGAGAUAGUCGCGAGUCUACACCAAUGCAUGCCGAUACGCUUGAUCUUUCCCGGCUGUCACGCCUGCUGGACCCGCAAUCGAAAGAGGAAAGGGAAGAGGCCAGGAUGCUGGGACGACACCUGCAGAGCCCAGGCGUGAUGACGCGCUCACAGUACCGCAAGGUCCUCCAGAGCAACGACGUCAGGCUAUUAGCGUCAGCUCGUCACCGCAAGGCCGGCGCUGCUCCGAUGUCGCCAGACGAGGAGGAGCAGGUCUUGGAAGAGUUCAUGCUCGAGAAACGGGAUGCGGCCGCCAAGAGUAAUUCUGGCUCAUGGGACAGCGGCGCAGAAGGUAUGGGCAGCGAUGGUCCCCAGUGUGUGGUGUGUCAGGUCAGUCCUCGCACAGUUCUAGUCUGGCCUUGCGGCUGUUUGUCUCUGUGUGAUGACUGCAGGGUCGGACUUGCAUCGAAGAACUACACCGCCUGCGUGUGCUGCCGCACCAAUGUCACGGCUUACUCGAGGCUGUUCGUUCCUUGAGAGGUGGUUCACUCUGUAUAUGCUUAUAUUAUAGACAUUUGUCGUUCUCAGUACAUGUUGAAUAUUCUUCGGAUGAUUUUGCAUUUUUGGUGACAGCAG